Molecule: messenger RNA, 654 nt
Organism: Lolium rigidum
Lineage: Eukaryota; Viridiplantae; Streptophyta; Magnoliopsida; Poales; Poaceae
Product: NADPH oxidase activator-like
Exons: 1
Coding region: 1-654 (217 amino acids)
Source: RefSeq, a predicted model, not a curated record
AUGCGAGCUUCGCAAACCAACAAACCGCUGCCGCUGCCGCUCCCACCUCCACCUCUCUCGCUGCCGUCGACGCCGUCCACCACCCCGCGCCGGCGCGGCCGCACCGCCUCAUCGUCCUCAUCGUCUUCCUCCGUGUCAGCCGGCUCUUCCUCCUUCUCCCCGUCGCCGUCCCCUGCCCCGUCUCCCCGCACCACCACCGCAACCUCAGUCGUUCCCUUCUCGUGGGAGCGCCGCCCAGGGCUCCCUAAGAGCUCCCUUGGCGGCCUCAUGUCAUCCUCCGGUAGCAGCACAACCCUCCCGCUUCCCCCGCCGCCGCUCCGCCCUUCCCCUCGCCGCUGCCGGCAGCGCAGACGCCGCCGCGCCGUCGAAGCCCCCGGACCCGGGGCGGACCCCUUCGCCGCCGCCUUGGUGGAGUGCACCAGGGAAGAAGGCAUGGCCCAUGACGACGCCGAAGACAAGCUCUGGCCGGCGCGGACGACGAAGGUGUCCGGCCGCACGGCGCGCCCAUGGCGGAUCGCUGGCGGCGGUGUCGUCGGAUUACUCGACCUCUACGGGUGCAAGAGCGCCAUGGACGUCGUGGACGGCGCGUUUCUUGCUCGCCGGCCGGUCGCACCGUCUCCACGUCCCGGGCCGUGCCGGGCCACCCGGAGAUAA